CAUCAGCUGUCAAAAUUAUUCGUUGGAGAACAUGCGCUGCUACUACGAGGAGCUCGACGUCGCACGGGACGCCAAGGAUGGGGACAUCAAGACCGCGUACCGAAAAAUGGCCCUCCGCUGGCAUCCGGACAAGAAUCCGGACAGCCUGGCGGAGGCUAAGGAGCGCUUCCAGCUGAUCCAACAGGCGUACGAGGUACUUUCUGAUCCGCAGGAGCGAUCCUGGUACGACAAUCACCGGGAGCAGAUCCUGCGCGGCAAGAACUCUGAAUACGCGGAGAACUGCCUGGACGUGUUCCAGUUCUUCACCAGCUCCUGCUACAAAGGCUACGGCGACGACGAACAGGGAUUCUACCGCGUCUACACUAACGUCUUUGUAAAUAUCGCAAUGGAGGACAUGGAGUUCAUGGACGCGGACGACCGACUGGGAAUGGCGCCGGACUUCGGCCAUUCGAACAGCAGCUACGAGGAGGUGGUGGGUCCAUUCUACGCAUUCUGGCAAGCCUACUGCACCAGGAAGACCUACGAGUGGCUGUGCCCGUACGACGUGCGCGAGAUUAAGGAACGCUUCAUCUUGCGCAAGGUGGAGAAGGAGAUGAAGAAGAUCGUCCAGGCUGCUCGUAAGGAGCGCAACGAAGAGGUUCGCAACCUGGUGAACUUUGUGCGGAAGCGGGAUCGCCGAGUCCAGGCCUAUAGACGCGUUCUUGAGGAGCGGGCCGAGGCCAAUCGCCUGAAGCAGGAGCAGAAGCGCAAGGAGCAGUUGAAAAAGCGCCAAGAGGAACUGGCGGCCGUCAAGAAAAACAAAGUAUUUAAUGAAGGCUACGAGGAGCAGCUAAAACAGUUGGAGCAGCAGUACGGCAGCGAGUCGGACGACUAUACUGAUGAAGACGAGAACGAAGAGGUCGGCGGGGAUUCAGAGGAAGAAAUCGAUCCGGAGGCCGAGAAAUUCGAGGUGGAGUAUGUGGACGAUCUGUACUGCGUGGCGUGCAAUAAGACAUUUAAAAACGCGAAGGCACGGGCCAAUCACGAGGAGAGCAAGAAGCACAAGGAAAAUGUCGAACGACUGUGUCAGGAGAUGGAGGAAGAGGAAGAGGCUUUCAACGAUGCAUCUCACGAAGACAGUUUGAAUGGAGUGGAGGAGUCGUUGGACGAAAUACAAAUUGCUGAUGACCAGUUAUCCGACGAUGCGGCACUAAGCGAAGAGGCAUCUACGCUGCCCAAGCGCAACAAAAAGAGCAAAAAGUCCAGGAAAGCAGCCGCCAAGCAAGUGCAAGAGGAAGUCAGCGAUGGACCAGAUGAAACCAUAGACUCAAAGCCUACCAUGAGCGAAUCAGAGGAUGAAGACUGGAGUAAGGGCAAAAAGGCGGCCAAGAAGAGCAAAAGCAAAAAGUCUGGAGCGAGCAAGGCAAAACCUGCAGAUCAAGUGGAUCAGGCACCAAUCCCUAAUGAGGUCAAAGCGGCCCCUACUAAUGCUUCUAAAAGCGGAGAUGAAGAUCUUGACCCUACCAAGCCGCAACACACCUGCGUCACUUGCCGGCUCAUCUUUGACUCUAAGAACAAGCUGUUUGCGCACCUCAAAAAGACGAACCACGGCGUAUACAUACCCAAGGCCAAGCCAGAUGUCGAGGGCAAGCCUCCUGGUAAAUCUAAGGGCAAGCGGAACAAGUAAAUCCAAAGGAAUAUCCACCCACAACUUAUAUUCAUACUGUAGAAAAGUUAGUCGUUUAUUUAUGCUAAUGUUAAAGUUAAUUCAAGAAUGAAGUUAAGUAUGCUCGCUCUAA
Drosophila rhopaloa is the source of this 1778-nucleotide messenger RNA. Its product is annotated as dnaJ homolog subfamily C member 21. Gene Ontology annotation, cellular component: cytoplasm. The coding region runs from base 32 to 1666 and encodes 544 amino acids. The record is from RefSeq and is a predicted model, not a curated record. Gene Ontology annotation, molecular function: zinc ion binding; nucleic acid binding. The transcript is spliced from 2 exons. NCBI's taxonomy places the organism in Eukaryota, Metazoa, Arthropoda, Insecta, Diptera, Drosophilidae.